AUGGCAGAGGUUAGUUUUUCCACAAUCCCUUUCUUUGCCCCUGGAUUUCGUGCCACAUGCGUGAAUGCAUCUCGCUCCACAGGCGCUGCGGUUACAAGUCUUCUGCUGGAUGAGAGGACAUUCAAGAUACCUUCUGCUAACUGGAAAUAUUUACAACCCUCGACAGAACUGGACAGGAAAGCGAAAUGCAUCGUUCAAAUGAAAGGCACGCAAACCGUGCUUAUACCCCCACCUGGAGCAGAAGAAAAAUCACGGAAAGGUGGGAAACAAGGUGGUGGCAGCGUCGAUGGUCCGAAAGUAUUCGCGUUCGACAAGUCUUACUGGUCCUUUAAUCGCAAUGAUCCCCAUUUCGCUGGCCAGGAUGACCUCUUCAAUGAUCUGGGCGCACCGUUGCUGGACAAUGCGUUUCAGGGAUAUAAUAACUGUAUUUUUGCCUACGGACAGACUGGAUCGGGUAAAUCGUAUUCCAUGAUGGGAUAUGGCGAGGAAGCCGGUGUGAUCCCCAAGAUUUGCAAGGAUAUGUUCAACCGAAUCUCUGAAAUGCAAUCCUCCGACAAGAGUCUAACUUGUACUGUGGAGGUGUCAUAUCUCGAGAUUUACAAUGAAAGGGUCAGGGAUUUACUCAAUCCUGCAACCAAGGGAAACCUCAAAGUUCGAGAGCAUCCUUCAACUGGUCCCUAUGUUGAGGACUUGGCGAAAUUGGUUGUGCGCUCUUUCCAAGAAAUUGAACACCUGAUGGACGAAGGCAAUAAGGCUCGAACCGUCGCAGCAACGAACAUGAACGAAACGUCAAGUCGAUCACACGCGGUGUUCACCCUUACAGUCAGCCAAAAGCGCCAUGAUACGGAGACCACCAUGGAUACGGAAAAAGUUUCCCGCAUCAGUUUGGUUGACUUGGCGGGUUCAGAGAGAGCUACUUCGACUGGCGCAACCGGCGUACGUCUUAAAGAGGGUGCUGAGAUCAAUCGUUCUCUCUCUACUCUUGGUCGUGUUAUUGCGGCAUUGGCAGAUUUAUCCUCCGGAAAAAAGAAAAAUGCUUCCAUGGUCCCAUACCGUGAUUCCGUUUUGACUUGGCUUCUUAAAGAUUCUUUGGGUGGUAACUCGAUGACUGCUAUGAUUGCGGCUAUAUCGCCAGCCGACAUAAACUACGAUGAGACGCUAAGUACACUGCGCUAUGCGGAUUCCGCCAAGAGAAUCAAGAACCAUGCCGUCGUUAACGAGGAUCCCAAUGCAAGAAUGAUUCGUGAACUCAAGGAAGAGCUUGCACAGCUCAGGAGCAAGCUUGGUGGAGGGGCGAUUUCCGGAGGCUCUGGUGGCACUGCUGGCGGUGCUCUUGUUGGAGAAAUCUACCCACCUGGCACUCCGCUAGAACUACAAAUGGUGUCUAUAGCCCAAGCUGAUGGGACAAUUAAAAAGGUUAGCAAAGCAGAAAUUGUUGAACAACUGAAUCAAAGCGAAAAGCUUUACAAGGAUCUCAAUCAAACCUGGGAAGAAAAGUUGCAGAAAACCGAAGAAAUCCACAAAGAACGUGAAGCAGCUUUGGAGGAAUUGGGCAUUAGUAUUGAGAAGGGGUUUGUCGGACUCAGCACUCCCAAAAAGAUACCUCAUCUUGUUAACCUCAGCGAUGAUCCUCUCCUUACCGAAUGCUUGGUAUACAACAUUAAGCCUGGGACAACUACUGUCGGGAACGUCAAUACUGCUGCAACAUCGGAAAUUCGACUGAAUGGCUCUAAAAUACUUCAUCAACAUUGUAGCUUCGAGAAUGUCGAUAAUGUAGUCACUAUCGUUCCUAACGAGGGAGCUGCGGUAAUGGUCAACGGUUUGCGAAUAGAUAAACCCAAAAGAUUACGAAGUGGUUUUCGAAUCAUUCUAGGUGACUUCCAUAUAUUCCGGUUUAAUCAUCCACAAGAAGCUCGCGCCGAAAGAGUGGAGCAGAGCCUCCUCCGCCACUCUGUCACCACCAGCCAGCUUGGGUCUCCUGCUCCGACAAGGUCAGGACAUGACAGAUCGAUGAGCAAAACUGGGUCAGAAGUUGAUGGUGAUUCUAGCAGGGCUGAGUCCCCCUUAUCAUCACAACGAGGUCGAGAUUCCGAUUGGUUCUAUGCUCGAAGGGAAGCUGCAAGUGCUAUUUUGGGACCCGAUCAGAAAAUUUCACAUCUUACCGAUGAUGAACUUGAUGCAUUGUUUGACGAUGUGCAGAAGGCCCGAGCAGUGAGGCGCGGACGUCCAGAAAGCAAACUUAUCGACGGUGAAGAUGAUUCGGAUUCGCUUAGCUCAUAUCUUGUGCGGGAAAAGUACAUGUCAAAUGGAACUAUAGACAAUUUCUCUUUGGAUACGGCUCUUACCAUGCCGGGGACGCCACGGCAAGCUGAGGACGACGACGGAGAGACAGACAAUUCCGCGCUUCAAUUGGUUCGUGAUGACCUGCAACGGCAGCUUGAAAAGCAAAAGGAUGAGUGUAAAGGAAAGCCUAAAGGAGUUGAGACGGCAUCACUGUCUGUGGAAGAGUUACUUGCAGAAAAAUCGCGCAUGGAAGAUGCUCUCAAGGCCGUGAAGGAAGAGUUCCAGCAACAGUUGCAAAAACAAAAAGAGGAGUUUGAAAUACAGAUAAAGGAGAGGACAUUUUCAGCUCCACAAAGGAUGUUUGAGAACGGAUUCACUCAGCUCGACCCAGAAGAGAUUCCAAUAGCUAAGUCGGUUGUUCUGCAUUGGCGACAGCGGAAUUAUGUGCGCAUGGCAGAAUCUGUUCUUCAAUACGCCUCACUACUCAAGGAAGCACAGGUCAUGAGUCAGAUAAUGGACAAACAGGUUGUUUUCCAAUUUGUCAUCGUCGAUGUCGGGCACAACAUGGCGUCAUCUUACGAUCUGGUGCUGAAUGGCAUUUCCAGUGAUGACGACGUCGCCUUAGAGGACGCACGGAAACCAUGUGUUGGAGUUAGGGUAGUUGAUUUCAAGCACAGCGUCAUAUAUAUCUGGUCGAUUGACAAGCUCCAGCGGCGUGUUCAAUCAAUGCAACAGAUGCAUCAAUAUAUCGAUCGACCUGAUUACAUCCAACACUUUAAGCUCGAAAAUCCAUUCUCCGAGACUUGCACCCCUCAAUAUUCGCUAGUAGGUGAUGCUGAUGUUCCGUUAGCUGCUGUGUUUGAGUCGAGGGUGCAAGAUUUCUGCGUUGAAGCCAUCUCGCCGUAUACCCAGAGUGUUGUUGGGAUUAUUAAACUAUCUUUGGAGCCAUCUUCCGCACAAGCACCUUCAUCAACUCUCAAGUUCAACGUGGUCAUGCGGGAUAUGAUAGGGUUUGCGGAACGCGAAGGAACUGAUGUACAUGCUCAGCUCUUUGUCCCCGGUGUUUCGGAUGAAGGCGGUGCCACAACGACACAGAUGAUUCGUGGUUUUGAUGAAAACUCGAUUAGGUUCGAGAGCGUUCAUAGUAUGAGCCUUCCUCUCAAUAGCCCAAGAAGUUCAACUUUGAAAGUGAGCAUUUAUGCGUCGGUUACGACGAUGCAUCUUGACAAGCUGCUCAGUUGGGAUGAAAUGCGCGACUCGCCCGAAGCACCGCCCCAGAAAAGGAAGACGCCACGGAUUCCCGAGUCGGAAUUCUAUCAGGAAGAGCGCCAUGAUGUAUUUGUCCGAGUGCAAAUCCUGGAACUGUCUGAGAAUGGGGAAUACCUCCCCGUUGAGGUUGUGCAGAGCAAUAGUCUCGACGCCGGCACUUAUCAACUUCAUCAAGGAUUACAGAGACGCAUUGUAGUCAGUCUGACCCAUAGCUCAACUGAGAACCUGCCGUGGGAAGAUAUCACUGCUUUGAGAGUUGGUACCGUUCGGCUUCUUGAUCCAUGGGGAAAAAUUCCGGAUGUGGACCUAAAAUCUGCGGAUGUCCUUCUACAAUUGAUACAAGAACCAAUGGUAACUGACAACGCUGACGGGACGUCCAACGUAACCCUUGUUGGACAGUGGGACUCCAGCCUUCAUGGGUCAUUAUUGCUUGACCGAACGACUGCGGACAGAUACAAAGUCCAAAUAUCCCUUCGCUGGAACUUGAUUUCACCCCGUCUUCAGGAUCCUAUUAUAUUUGAACUCGAUCAAACGCUACAAAUACUAGGUCGAACUUAUAUACGGCCACAAUCAAUGUUCAAACAAUUUUGGAACUCGUUCCGUAUUGUCCACUCCACAGUGGGAAUAUUUUCCCUUGCAGUUCGGCCCAUAUCAGCGAAGCGAGCAGCAGACCUCUGGCGCAUGAAUACCCAAAAUGACUAUGUCAAAGGUGAAGAGUUAUUAACCACCUGGGCUCCACGGAAGGUAUCGCUAAUUCGAGACUUCGUUGGCGCUCGAAAACGGCGGCAGCGACUUGCCGAAAUCGACGCUGCCCGUGGAGCACACAGUACACGCACCUUAACCCCUUUGCCGACCAAUGGGCGAUCUACACCGCUCCAAGGCCAGGACAGUAGUGAGCGACGGGACAUGCUGCUUCGGAAGUAUCUCGACCUAUGGUCGACCAAAAGGGACCUGACCGAAAUAAUUCUCUUCAAAGACCAUACCGAACAGCCUCUCCGUGGGGCCGGCUUUACAAGAAAUCCCUCCUCUAUCACCAGCCCAUCCACAACAAGCGCCUCCCCAGCCUGCGAAAGCGGUGAUUGCUCCCCUAUCACUUCCGAACAGGGACAGCAGCAACAGCAACUACAGCAGCCGCCGUCGAAGCCUCGUUUCAUUGCCACAAUCCAACACAUCCCCAAAAACCCCACCGUUCUCAAAUCCGGUUACCUCUAUACCCCGGAUGACACAAACCGCCACUGGGUGCGGCGUUUUGUCGAACUCAGCCUCCCAUACCUCCACAUUUAUUCUGUCCCGGACGGAGAUGGAAUCAAUGCUAUCAAUCUGCGCAAUUCGCGCGUCGACCAUGAACCUGACUUUGCUCGGCUCUUGGAUGAUGGUGGCGGAUCUAGGGCUGGGAACGGCUUGUCAAUGAGGGGUCGACCGUAUGUGUUUGCCGUCUAUGGGACGCAGAACACAUUCCUGUUCGCAGCAAGGACGGAGGCACUGAAAGUUGAGUGGAUUUUGAAAAUUGAUCAGGGGUAUUUUAGUACCCCGGCUAAUGGCAACGGGAGUGGCAGUGGUAGUAGAUGA
Paracoccidioides lutzii Pb01 is the source of this 5121-nucleotide messenger RNA. Its product is annotated as kinesin heavy chain isoform 5C. Gene Ontology annotation, biological process: microtubule-based movement; cytoskeleton-dependent intracellular transport. Bases 1 to 5121 code for a protein of 1706 amino acids. Gene Ontology annotation, molecular function: ATP binding; microtubule binding; microtubule motor activity. The transcript has a single exon. The record is from RefSeq and is a predicted model, not a curated record. Gene Ontology annotation, cellular component: kinesin complex; microtubule.